UCCUCUCCAAGAAGAGCUCAGCUUCCUCAGCUAUUCCAGCUCCUCUUCACCACAAGUCCGUCCUCAUCACUUCUCUUCACCACAAGUCCAUCCUCAGCAGUUCUCUUCCCAUCACGAUGGAGUGCGAGAACGGGCACAUCGCCGCCAACGGCAAUGGCCUGUGCGUGGCGCAGCCGGCGCGGUCCGAUCCUCUGAACUGGGGGAAGGCAGCAGAGGAGCUGUCGGGGAGCCAUUUGGACGCUGUCAAGCGGAUGGUGGAGGAGUACCGCAAGCCGGUGGUGACCAUGGAGGGCGCCAGCCUGACCAUCGCCAUGGUCGCCGCGGUGGCCGCCGGCGCCGACACCAGGGUGGAGCUGGACGAGUCCGCCCGCGGACGCGUCAAGGAGAGCAGCGACUGGGUCAUGAACAGCAUGGCGAACGGCACCGACAGCUAUGGUGUUACCACCGGCUUUGGCGCCACCUCGCACCGGAGGACUAAGGAGGGCGGCGCUCUCCAGAGAGAGCUCAUCAGAUUCCUCAACGCUGGAGCCUUUGGGACCGGCAGCGAUGGACAUGUCCUGCCCGCCGCGGCGACGAGGGCGGCCAUGCUCGUCCGUGUCAACACCCUGCUCCAGGGGUACUCUGGCAUCCGUUUCGAGAUCCUGGAGACGCUCGCCACACUUCUCAACGCCAACGUGACACCCUGCCUACCGCUUCGGGGCACCAUCACCGCAUCCGGCGACCUUGUCCCGCUUUCCUACAUCGCGGGGCUCGUCACUGGUCGCUCAAACUCAGUGGCCACGGCUCCGGACGGCAGCAAGGUGAACGCAGCGGAGGCAUUCAAGAUCGCCGGCAUUCAGCAUGGCUUCUUCGAGCUGCAGCCCAAAGAAGGUCUUGCCAUGGUAAAUGGCACGGCGGUCGGCUCUGGACUCGCGUCCAUGGUGCUCUUCGAGACCAACAUCCUUAGCCUCCUUGCCGAGGUUCUGUCGGCCGUGUUCUGCGAGGUCAUGAAUGGCAAGCCGGAGUUUACCGACCACCUCACACACAAGCUGAAGCAUCAUCCCGGACAGAUCGAGGCCGCAGCCAUCAUGGAGCACAUCCUUGAAGGAAGUUCCUAUAUGAAGCUUGCAAAGAAGCUCGGCGAGCUCGACCCACUCAUGAAGCCGAAGCAAGAUAGGUAUGCUCUCCGGACAUCGCCUCAGUGGUUGGGCCCUCAGAUUGAGGUUAUCCGUGCCGCCACCAAGUCGAUCGAGCGCGAGAUCAACUCCGUCAACGACAACCCACUCAUCGACGUCUCCCGGGGCAAGGCUAUCCAUGGCGGCAACUUCCAGGGCACCCCAAUCGGCGUGUCCAUGGACAACACGAGGCUUGCCAUUGCUGCGAUCGGCAAGCUCAUGUUUGCCCAGUUCUCGGAGCUGGUUAACGACUUCUACAACAACGGUUUGCCUUCCAAUCUCUCUGGUGGGCGCAACCCGAGUUUGGACUAUGGCUUCAAGGGUGCUGAGAUUGCCAUGGCAUCCUACUGCUCAGAGCUCCAAUUCUUGGGCAACCCCGUGACUAACCAUGUCCAGAGCGCAGAGCAGCACAACCAAGACGUCAAUUCUCUAGGUCUCAUCUCUUCGAGGAAGACUGCCGAGGCCAUCGAUAUUUUGAAGCUCAUGUCAUCGACAUUCUUGGUCGCGUUGUGCCAAGCUAUCGACCUCCGCCACAUCGAGGAGAAUGUCAAGAGUGCCGUCAAGAACUGUGUGAAGACGGUGGCCAGGAAGACCUUGAGCACCAACGAUAGCGGCCAUCUCCACAAUGCACGCUUUUGCGAGAAGGACCUGCUCUUGACCAUCGACCGCGAGGCAGUGUUCGCAUAUGCGGACGACCCUUGCAGCGCCAAUUACCCACUGAUGCAGAAGAUGCGUGCGGUUCUUGUGGAGCACGCCUUGGCCAACGGUGAGGCCGAGCGGGAUGUGCAGACUUCGGUGUUCGCCAAGCUCGCCACAUUUGAGCAGGAGCUCCGUUCGGUGCUUCCAAAGGAGGUUGAAUCUGCCCGGAGCGCCGUGGAGAAUGGCACUGCCGCACAGGAGAACCGCAUCACCGAAUGCCGAUCAUACCCGCUCUAUCGCUUUGUGCGCAAGGAGCUAGGGACGGAGUACUUGACAGGAGAGAAGACGCGGUCUCCAGGUGAAGAGGUGGACAAGGUGUUUGUUGCCAUGAACCAGGGCAAGCACAUCAACGCUCUUCUUGAGUGCCUCAAGGAGUGGAAUGGUGAGCCCCUGCCAAUCUGCUGAACAGAGGUUCAAGGAAUUUGUGAGAAGAUAGUGUGCUCCACUUGUGUUUAGCUGAUAUGCAUAGUACUGUUUUUUCAUUGUAUUUCCUGAUGUUUGCAACGUUCUUCCAAAGCUGCCAUGCGAUUGAUUGUGAAAUAUUGCAACUGCA
Messenger RNA from Lolium rigidum, 2406 nucleotides. Its product is annotated as phenylalanine ammonia-lyase-like. Gene Ontology annotation, molecular function: ammonia-lyase activity. Gene Ontology annotation, biological process: L-phenylalanine catabolic process. Bases 117 to 2258 code for a protein of 713 amino acids. The transcript is spliced from 2 exons. The record is from RefSeq and is a predicted model, not a curated record. Lineage: Eukaryota; Viridiplantae; Streptophyta; Magnoliopsida; Poales; Poaceae. Gene Ontology annotation, cellular component: cytoplasm.